Molecule: messenger RNA, 9764 nt
Organism: Xyrichtys novacula (pearly razorfish)
Lineage: Eukaryota; Metazoa; Chordata; Actinopteri; Labriformes; Labridae
Source: the annotation of a GenBank genome assembly
AAGAAGAGGAAGAUAUUGUUGGUAUGUACAAUAAUACGAACAAUAUCUUUGGAAUCGUCUCUGCCUCCAUUAGCUGCUUAUCUUUUUUGUCACUUUGUUCCUGCUUUACGCUCCUGAGCCUCACAUUUCUUAGUCACUUAACACACUGCAUCUGCUAAGCUGCUGGCUUCACCGCAGCUUACUGUAUUUUUGGCGUGCUGGUGCCACCGAAAAGGCAGCUGCUGGCUAUGAGCGUUUGUGCGGGAUUGACCUUUGACCUCCCAGUCAGUCCUGUCCGUUGGAGGCUGGAGACAGUCCAGCUUCUGUGGACGUCCCAGAGGAUCUGUCCUUUCAGUUCAAAUGGCACACUGGGUCACCAUCAGAGGGAUAAAGGGUUGUCUAUCUCUAUUUCUGUUCCCUUUGUGAGGUGGUCCAUGUGGGCCACCGUACAGUCCCGCUGUCCCUGACACUGAGCAGCACCUGUCCCCCUCUGUGUCGCUGUUACAGACUAAUGUAGGUCAGCGUAGGUUCUCAAUAGAGGACCUUGGGGAGGAAUGCACCCCGAGUACAAUGCGUACUUUCAUUUUUAGGCCUGUUAGAGGUCCGCUGAAUGCAGCUUGGCUUACCUGUUCUGCAGCGAGGAGAGGUUAAGUUUCCCUCCGAGACCUCCAGGACUCUGACGAGAAGCUCGGUGUCACCUUUUCCCGAACGACUCCUGUGAGGACUGCAGAGUUCGGGACAAAAACAGAGUUUAGCUGCAGAGAGAGGAGCUCAUGCUGAAAGUCAUGUUACUACUUCAGUGAUAUCCAGAUUUAUCCAUUUAAUGAAUAAUAAGUUUAUUUAAAAUUAUACUUACAUUUUUGAAAAUCCUCCCAAAGAAAUUCAAACUCCUUAAAAAAAAACUCAGCAAAAUUAUUAUGUCAAAAAGAACCAUUUCAACUGCCUGCAAAAUUUAGAUGUAAACGGGGAUUUAAUAAGUAAAAAUUUACCAGACUAAUGGUCAAAAUUAAAUUGCAGGUUAUAAAUAUAUGAGUAGGAAUCAGGGUUGUAACAAUAGCAGGUUUUAAUUUCAUGAUUAACAUCGACAUUGAAUAUCACAGUAACAAUAUCAUUGUGAUAUUUCCUGAAAUUUGUGUUUUAUCCACAACACAAACCCUGUGAUUGAAACAUGAUUGAAGAUGAUAUUACCUAUUGAUUGACUGUUUGUUAUGCUUUUAUUUUGAUAUAUUUUUCCUGUCUUGUGUUAGGUAGGUUAUAUUAUUUCCUGCACUUUAAAGCCAUGCUUUUAUUUUGAAGUACAACUUAAUUACUGCAUAUCACAAAUUUCGGAUGUUCAAUAAAUGAUUAGAAACUAUAGAAAAUACUAUAUGUUCAACUUAUAACUUUAGUCACUUUUCAAAAUAAUCUCGUUAGUUUUGUGAAUUGUGCCGACGAUAUAACCGUUUAUAUUUCUCAUGAUAUGAAUGUUUAAUUUUCUACAAAGACCGAUACCGUCAGCUCCGGUUUAUUGGGAUGGCUCUUCUCGAUAUCUAUGAAACAUUGUGUACAAAGCACUGUCAAAAAUACAUUUAGACAACUGAGAUAAUGUUGAUCUAAAAGCUCUUUUAGUUGUUUUAUUUUGUUUGCCUGCUAACUCUACAUGCUUGCUUUGCACAGAAGAGCAGGAGGAGGAGGAGGAGGAGGAAGUAGAGGAGGUAGCAGAGGAGGAGAAGGAGGAGGAGGUUGUAGAAGAAGAGGAGGAGGAGGAGGAGGAGGUAGAAGGUAGUACCGCUUCUGCUAAUAUUUGCAUGCAAGCAAUAGAUUCAUAUGAUUUUAUUCCAGCUCAUCAUUUUGAAAACAUAUUAACCUGUUAACAUUUAAGGUCGUAUUUUCAAGCCUAAAACAGAAGUUUUAAACACCUAUAGGAAUAAAUACAUGUAUAUAAAUCUGAUUCAAUGGAGACACAUAUUUGUGAAAGGCAUCUUGGUGUUAUGUGAGGUAUUUGUCAACAGUAUUAGCCAUAGGUGAUGAUGGUCAGCUUGGCUUCAUUGUUGAGAAACCUGUUGGAGAACUGGUCUGGACACAAGUCUUUCAGUUUCCACAGAGGUUUAUGUUUAUGCUCCACAAAGUUUUCAGCACUUUUUCUUUGCUGUCAGAAGGUCUGUUCAUUUCUUUACACCUGUUUCUCUUAUCAGCUGUUUGUGUCCAAAAGCUAAUGAACUUCCUGCUGGCAAAAGUUGAGUUUUAAACGUCUUAAUAGAGCGUGCACUUUGCAGACAGUAAUGUUUGGAUCAGACUUGUGUAAAUUAGCUCAUUAACAGGAUGGUUUCGAUCUGAUCUGCAGCAUCUGAAAGCCAAGCUGACUGCUGUCUCUUGUGGUGAAUACACUCACCAUUAACAAAUACCUCAAACCAACAUCACAUCCAAACCAUGUAAAAAAAAAAAAAAUAGAAAAUUUACCAUCCUAUUAGAGUUUAACAGAGAGUUGGAUUUUGGUCAGUAUUGAAGUAGAAAGCUCUAGAAUCAAUCAUCUAAUUCAAUAUUUCUGCUGCCUGUCAUUGUAUCUUAGGUAGCGUAUCAUCAUGACAUUUUUGUUAGUAGUAAAAAUACUUUAGAGACGACAGGUUUACUAUCCCUGAUUUAUGAGCUCGUCUCGCUCUCUGUGUCUCUGUGUCUCUGAGCUUCAGGUGGAGGUUUCUGUACGUUUAACCUGAAGUCUGCUCUUAAGGAAACACGCCUGCAUAUUUUUACUGACUCUGUCCAUCAGCUCUGACAGAAGAUGAUUAUCUAUGUUGACUCAGUCACCUGUAGUGUGUUUGGGGUCAUACCCGCCCCAAUUAUCAUUGACAGCUUCCCUUUCACGAGUGUCAAUCAGCAUUACACUUGAUUUAUUGAGGCCGUGGCCUGUCAGACCAGAACUUAUGAAAGAGUGGAGUUAGACAGCUCUACAAAAUACUCUUUUUAAUUAGGUAUCUUUGACAUAAAGGAAAAGUAUAGAAGAGGAUCAGGGCCACUGCAAUAAAAAAAGGUCCAAUAUAAUUUUUCUAUUAUUAUUAUUAUUCUGAGAUUAAAGUUGGAAUUCUGAGAAAAAAGUCAAAAUUCUGAGAUUAAAAUCUAAAUUCUGACUUUUUUCCUCAAUUUUUUAAUUUUAUUCUCAUUUCAGAAUUCUGAAUUCAAUCUUAUCUCAAAAUUCUGACUAUAAUCUCAGAUUUCUGACUUUUUUUCCUCAGAAUAAUAAAACAAAAUAUCGCCCUUUUUUCUUUCCAGUGACCCUAAUCCUUUUCCAUAGAAAGUAAAUCAGAAACAGGAUUUUUUCUCAGUCUGUUUUCAGUCUCAUCAGGACAGAGAUGAUGAUUCAUUUUAAUUCACUUUUUUUUUACACCUGAAUAGUUUAUACUUUCAUUGGUCAAGUCAUAAUGACAUCUGCUGAAUUAGGCCUGAAACACGCUCUUGAUAAGUUGUCUGACCUUAGCCUUUCACAGUAGGAAUCACCUGUAAACUUGAGUCAAAACUAACUUCUUUGCGGUCAGUAUUGAUUUUGCACUGACUCUCUUAUCUCUGUGCAGACGGCGGAGAGGACAAUGAUGGAGGUAUGGACACUAAAGUGAAGAAAAUAAAGAUUGAGCAUGAGAAAUAUGCAAAAUAUUUAAUAGGUAACUUUGUGUGCUAAGAAUUAUGUGUCACAUAUUUUCCUUCACAGAUGAUACCAAACCCAAAACAAAGUAAGAUAAGAGCUCAGAAGUAAAAUCACAAUCCUCCUGUGAAGAUGAACUCAAAUAAAAACAUCUCCUUCUUUCUGUUCCUCCUCAGACACGGUUUCGUGCCCGGCAUGGCACCUCCUAAAAUCCCAGAGGGAGAGAAAGUGGACUUUGAUGUGAGUCAAAGUUACUCCAAUAAACCGUCUCUGUGACUGAAAACUGGAUUGAAUCUCAUCUCAUCUUUGAUUUUCAGGACAUUCACAGAAAACGGAUGGAGAAAGACCUGACCGAGCUCCAGACUCUGAUCGAAGCCCACUUUGAGAAGCGGAAGAAGGAGGAAGAGGAGCUUAUUAGCCUCACUGAUCGCAUUGUACACUCAAGAAAUCACAUGUUUAACAUCUAAUCAUGUUUAAUUCUCUCAUCACUGUUGUGUUUUUUUACUAUUAUGUCAUAUUUUUCUUGAUUUUUCAGGAGAAACGCCGGUCAGAGCGAGCAGAGCAGCUGAAGAUCAGGGCAGAGAGAGAAAAAGAACGGCAGACUAGAGUAGCUGUACGUCCACGUUAGAAAAACAAAAACAAAUGAAAGACCUUUUUAUUCAGGGUUAGGGUUAAAUUUAAUUCAUAUUCUUUAUAAUGAAACAAGGAACUAUUCUUUUCUUUGUCAGGAAGAGAAAGCCAGAAAAGAGGACGAAGAGAUGAAGAAGAAAGCCGAGGAUGAUGCCAGGAAGAAGAUGAUCCUGUCGAACCUGAGCUUUACUGGAUACAAGGUGGUGUCAUAUAAAAAUGCCUUCAGCUUACAGAGACAUGUCGUAUUUAGUCGCUCACCCCUGCAUGUGUCUCUCUCUCUUUCUCUCUGUUUCUGACCUGCAGACACAAACCGGGCCAAAGAGACAAACAGAACGAGAAAAGAAGAAGAAGAUCCUGAACGAGAGACGUACAGAGCUGAACGUCGAACACAUGAGAGAGGACGCCCUCAGGUUUGUGAGAUCAGCUUACAAUACUUAAAGAGAUGGGAGUGCUAAGAAGAUGAAUGUGAUGAGGAGGAGAUAUUUCUAUCCUGCUCCAGGGAAAAGGCCAAAGAACUGUGGGAGAAACUGCACCAGCUGGAGGCCGAGAGGUUUGACCUUCAGGAUCAGCAGGCGAAACAAAAGUAUGAGGUAAGACAUAACAUAGGAAUGUCGUACAUGAUCACAUCGUCAGAAUGUCACCGUUCUCACACACACACACACACACACACACACACACACACACACACACACACACACACACUGGGAUGUGAGCCAAACUCAACAGGCUGUGACGGAAAGAGGAAUGAAACAUUUACUGAUGCUGCUGAUCGACUGAUAAUGUCUAACUACAGAUUUCACAGCUCCCCUGCCAAAGUCAACAUGUGCAUUGACACUGAUGAAGUAGAUAAUGUAACAGCAGCAGCGUUCAUGACAGUGGUUAUAGGACACAACACUGCCACACCACAACAAGAAGAAGAAGGAGGAGGAGGAGGAGGAGGAGGGUAGCGGGUUCUUCUGAGGACAGGGUGAUUCAAGGUGAAUGUCAGAAGAUUUUCAGGACUCAGAGAAACGUAAGAGGAAGAAAGUCUAUCUUUAGGCUCUCUCUCUCUAGAGCUAAGGAUAGUCCAAAUGUCUUUAUGUCAUCAAUACAUGAAUUAUAAAGACACGUCAACUCUAACCUGAGCUCUAGCAGGAGUUUCCCUGUAGCUUUUACAGAGCAACGAUUAUUGAAACACUGAAAAGGCAAAAAAAGAGAAACAACUACAUUUCUAAACCCUUUAUUAGAUAGUAAACACUGUCAGGACAACAUAUUAGAUAUUGAACCUGAGAAUGUCAUUGUAUUGUUAAAAAAAAAAGGCUCAAUUCAGAUUUGAUACCAGCAACAGCUUUAAUUAAAAUGUACAGGUGCUUAUGUGCCAUCAGGGAUACUGACUUUUGGACUGUUUCUUGUGAACAAAUGAGGAAAGUUGGAGUCCAUAAUAAAAAUAAUAAAAAAUAAGUAAAAUUUGGUUUUGUCUGAGAAUUUUACAACUUCACCUCAGUCGAUCUGCUUUCACAGACAGUCACUUUUGGAAGUGAUUUUGAGCUCAGGAGUUGACCUCCUCUACAGAAUCUGUUAAAGAAGAGCCACCUGAGGGCCCAAAGACUGUCGUCCAGUUUGUUUUGAUUUUUCCAGAUUUUUUUUCAUAGCUUCUCCUGAAAUGACACACAGUAGAUGAUGGAAAACCUCAAAUUAUUUUUACUUUUACACUGAGAAAUAUUUUUAUGAAAUCCUGUUAUUUGCUAACGCAGUCUCUCACAAAGUGGUGAACUUCAGGUUCUGAUGGACUCAGCCUUCCUGAAGUUUCCUUUCUAUCCAAUUCUAUAACCUGCUGUAAUUUAACCUCAUUAGUUGGGAGGUGUUGUAAUUGUGUUGUUGUUGUUGUUGAGGGUUUUGUAACUUUUUCUUUGUUUCGUUGUCCGGUCGAGUUCAGAACAUGCCGCUGGCCUCAAAGUUCAAGAGUUUAUAUUUUUCAGGAAAUAAUAAAAUGUUUUAGUCUCAAAGUUCGAUGUGUUAUCUCAACACAAUUUUCUCUUAAAUUUAGGUUCCUCACAACAUCAGACUGUCAUCAUCUUUGUACUAUUUUAGAGUUGUGUCGGGUGACCAUAUGUCCUCUUUUACCCGGACAUGUCCUCAUUUUUGGGGGCUGUCUGAGGGAGUUGAUAAAAGUGUGUAAAAAACACUCGACCCGACCUGAAAAACCCUCAAAAUUAACUAAGUAUGACUCCUCCCCACGUGGUCGUGUCCUCUUUUUGGGGAUUCAGAAUAUGGUCACCCUAGAGUUGUGGUUGUAUGUAAACUGAUGAAGUAGUUAACCCAGUAUUACACAUUUAAUUUGGUAACUACCACCACAAAUGCUCGUAAUACUUCCAAAGUCAAAGGUCAAGAUGUUGGGUUUGUUGUGUUUUAGUGAGAUGAGCUAGUUUAGUCUUAGCCUUCCUUUUUCCCUCCGUCACACUGAGCUAAGUUACUCCUGAUUGAUUUUUCCCAUCAGUAGCCACAUCUAUGAAAAUUUGGUCGAUUUUCUUCAGGAAUGAAUUUAUUUUGGUUUGGUGAGGCUAGCUGGGGCGACACUAAAAUGAGAGAAAUUCAACAAGCCACACUGCAGUGACAACAAUUAUAAACGAGUUUGUUGUUUUUUUAGAUUAAGUUUUUUUUCUUUUUUUUUGCAGAUCACCGUGCUGAGAAACCGAGUCAGUGAUCAUCAGAAAGUGUAAGUCCACCCUGGUGAAUUGUUGGAAGUAGCAAAUUGUCAUAAAUGUUUUUUUUUAUCACAAACAUUGUACAUAAUUGAAAUACUGGGAUGCAUGAAUUAAUAAGCCUUGUCUUUGUGGAUCUGUAUAACCUCUUUUUAAGAUCGUCUUGGGACUCUACAGAGGCUUUUCGACAUCAAUCAUAACAAACUAGAUCUCAGAGAGCCGUGCCAACAGUUCGUUUUUAUCGAUAACUCCUGGUCUCAUGUCUGCUCUGAUAGAAUAAGUCCCCCGGUGACCUCGUCUUUCCACCACCUCCUGGUCCUGUUUUGGCGUCCCCUCAGCUCCCCUCACAUCACUGAUCUCCGUUUGUUUCAGUAAACAGCUGUCUGACAGCAGGACUUAAGUUUUCUCCAUCAGUACAUCCAGUUAAACAGGUCUGGGAAAACAAAGAGAGUAGGGCACACACACACACAGAUGGGGGGCCUGUUUUUCUCAAAGGGCAGGCCGGGGCAUCUGGACAACAUAUAGGGACUCACAACAGCUGAGAGAUCUCAGAACAGCUGUGAUGUGAUAUCAACCGGGUUCAUGUAGCUUACAAUAAAACAGUGACCGACCCCUGCUGCCAUCUGAGUCACGUCAGAGCUUCUUCUUGAUUACACAAGGCUUUAUACCGAGCUUUACCGUGCCUAUAGUAUUUGUAUUUCUGCAGGAGACGGCUUUGAUUUUGUAAACCAAGAACACUAUAACACCACUGACCUCAUUCAGCUGUUAUCCAUCUUCAUAAACUCUAAAGACCCACAGAAAUAAUUGCAGAAUAGCUCUGGCCUUCAGUUUGUGUCAUUACAUGUUCAUAUGGAAGCUGCAGGGGUCAUGCAGCCUGGUAGCAACAGCAGAUAAAGAUAGCAGGAAACUAUUUGUGGGCAAAUCCCCCCGACCAAAGACAGACAGUUAUGACAAGCCUUCAGUAGCGACAGUGUCCGAGGUCAGCAGCAGAUUUCUGUGUCGAAGAGAGAGCUCUGAAAUAUGAGCACAGACUGUUUUCAAUCCAUCUCAAAGGUUUGAUGACAAACUGCUGUGAAAAAGAGAGUUUUUCAUUUUGCAUCGUUGGCUCUCACAAUAUCAGCUCCACUUUCACUAACCUGCAUGAAAAAGUAACACCUUUUUUUUACCGGUCAAGUUUGUAAAUAACAUUUUCUGACAAAAGAUCUGAUAUUGUUAACCUGUCACAGUCAAAUGCCUAUCUGCCCAGCGGUAGUGGUUACAGGUGUUUAAAAUGACAACAUAGAAAAUGUCCAUCUUUGGUCUACUGAGUACCUGUGGAUCAUAAAAGCACCCCUGGACUUUCAAUCUUGUUCCAUAACCACCAAAAACACUAAUAAGUACACAGUGGGGUUUAUUUUUUAUUUUCAUUUUUAUUUAUUUAUUUAUUUUUAAAUUUAAUUUUUUACUUUAUUAGUAUUUUUAUUAUCUAUUUUGUUUUAUGAUUUUUGUUUUAUUCUUUAUUUUUAAUUGUAUUUAUUUAUUUAUUAAUUUUUUAAAAUUAUUUUUUCAUUUCAUUUAUAUAUUUAUUUAUCGUAAAUUGGUGAGGGGGCGGGGGAUGUUGGGGCUGUGGAAUUGGUAGAGCAGUAUGUUUUGUGUUUAUAGUGGAUUAUUGUGUGUUUUGUGUUAUUUUUGUAUCAGUGUUGGGACUCCCUCAAAAACAAGACAUAUCCUAAAUAAAUUAUAACUUUAUUUUGAAUUAAAUUACAUUGAAAUUAGUUGGAAUGUAUCACCAGAUAUUUCUACCUUAAAGCUCCUGUGAGGAACUUUCAGUCAGUAUAAAUUUUGGCGCCCCCUGUGGCCAAAACAGUCUUUGCUUAUCUUGCCUUCUGCAUGCUAAAGUCGUGUCUGCUGACACAAAGUCUUUACCUGCUGGCUUUGGAAAGUCAAAUAAAUCAAUUUUGUGAAUAUUUUAUGACAUAAAAGGUUCACAAAAAGGAAAAAAAUAUUGUUGAAAUUGUUAAAAUUAGGCGGCACAGUUGUAAUGAACUGAAAAUCACAAUGUUAAAAUUGGCGGUCUUGUCCAAGAUGAUUUUUUUCAUUUUGGUUAAACAUAAAAAGACAAAAAAAAAUCACUGUAUUUCACAAAGGUAAAAAAAAAAAUCCCCACUGGAGCUUUAACGUGAAAAAAAACUCCUGAAUUAAUAAGGUCAAACUGUCAUUCAUUGUCUUAAUUUUACCUUAAAUAAAAUAGAAUUUAAAAAAAUAUAAAUAAAUAAACCUUGAUUUAGAAUACAGCUGUUGGGGCUAAAUUUGGAUUAAAAAGUUAUAAGAAAUUAAAUGUGGAAGUCCAGAAAUGCUUUAUGGAUGGGGUUGAUUGCACGCUGUUUCCUUACAUGAUGCAUCUUUGAUAUCUCAAACUUGUAGGUCUAGUAAGGGGAGAAGAAGCAAGCGUGGCCUGAGGAAGUAACACCUGACAUCCACCAGCACGAACCUGGCAUCACCUUGCCAAUAAAUUACCGAGAGGAAGGUGCACCGUGUUUUAAAUGUUUUCUUAACUCUCAAACAGGCUCAAACAGGCUCAUUUCAACAUGAUCGUAGGAUUCUCUAAACUUAAACUGAGUGAAGGAGGCUGAUCAGACGACGACUCUGCAGCUUGUGGUUGUUUAACAAGGAUCUGAUUGGAGGUGUGGGAUCCAAAAUUAUGACCUAAGCAUUCAGAGGUAUCUAAAAAUGUGACAGCUUUAUUAUUGCGACACUUUAAUGCAUGUCGUACCGGUAAAUCUGUCACAUGUAGAGAUCUGGAAAGUUGAGUUCAGACUCAUUAACUGUUGAACUUUGUGUGGAUUUUAUGGUGUCAUGAAUUAAAGUCUUUCUCCGUCACA